Molecule: messenger RNA, 1042 nt
Organism: Closterium sp. Naga37s-1
Lineage: Eukaryota; Viridiplantae; Streptophyta; Zygnematophyceae; Desmidiales; Closteriaceae
Source: the annotation of a GenBank genome assembly
CUUCCACCGUGACACCAACAACGAGCAAGUCAACCACCCUCUCAUGCUGCCUUCGCCCUCCCUCCCUCAUCCCAAUGCCACUGCCACGUGUCAGAAUGCCACAUGCGGUUCUACUCCUCAUGCCCACUCAGUUGCCACUUCUUCUCACCAUGCCGCUACUCGCAACAUGCCUCCUCAGUGCCGCCAAGUCCUGUCUCCAGGUGCAAUGCAUGUCCUCGUGCUGUAUUUCGUCAUCGCUACUCUUGGCAUGCUGGUCUGGUGGAUGGGCGUGACGCACACGCAAGUCAGAGCAUGGGUGCAUCAGCAGGGAUUGGCUGUGAAGGCUGGGCUGAGAAGUGCAAGCAAGUGCCUCGUGGUAUGCCAUGCGCUCCAACCUCCACCACUGCAGCACAGCCCUGCCUCUUUUAUCCCCUCCCCUUCGUUAACCUUUCUCCCCUUCAUGCCGUCUCUCCUGUUUUCCAUGCAUUUUCACAUUCCUCUCCCAUCUCUCCGCCUUCUCCCUCCUGCCACUCACUUCACCACUCGUCCUGCCUUCUCUUCCUUGCCGUUGUCAUGCUGCAGCCACGUGAAGCCACGUCUGCUGCGCAGACUCACUUCUGGGAUUAUGGGAGUGGGUGAGGCUGUUGCAACUGCCAUCGUGGAUAUGGCUGAAACACACAAGUGGAAAGAGGCGAUGGAAAUGAGGAUGAACUUACUUGGCGUGCAGCUGGAAGCGACAAGUAGGGAGUUGGCAGCAACCAAGGGGGAGUUGGAGGAGGCUGAACGGCGAAGGGGAGCAGAGAUGAGGGAGGUGAAGGAACACCAGGAUGCUGUGAUGCAGUUGAGGGUUGAGGAGGCAAUGGGGAAAAGUGAAGGCGAUGAGAAGAAGGCAUGGCAGGUGAGUGCUGGGUGCAUGCAUGGUGGCUGCCUAGAAGAGAGCAUCACGAGGUUGCUGCUGUGUUUGCUGCUUUUUAAGCUUGAAAGAGAGAGAUGGAAGAAGAGUAAGCUUGCUCUUGGGCAAAGUGAACGUUUUGAGUUUGCAUGGGAGAAGAGUGCUGAGUGA